GGAAAGGCGAAGGAAUCUUCAAAACAACUCCCGAGGGCAGUUUGAACCAGAAAAAAUGACAGUUCACCUCGGUGAUCAAGACACUACCCAGGAGUCGAAUAGUUCUUUUGAUUCGCUUGGAUCUGUAUCUAAUGGAGCCGAUGGAUCACCUUUGCAGAACAGGUCUGCCACUUUCACCGGUGAGACUUCCUCAAAUUCAUCUGGUGAGGCAGACGGUCUUUCAAGUCUUCAUGCAGGAUCUGACUCCGAAGGAUAUGGACAUAGCGCAGAAGACAACUUCUCGGAAGAAGAUGAGUCAUCAACAACAGACCAUUGUCAAGAAAGGUCAAAAGAUGACGCCUAUUACAUCACCAAUGCAAACUCCGAUUUAGUUGAGAUCUCUUUCACCCGUCGAGGGCCUGGAACCCUUUCCAAACCCAAGGGGACGUCAACAUCAUCACGUCGCAAGAUGAAGAAGAGGCUCAGGUUGGAGGAGAGGAACCCAUUUGGAAGGUCAUGUACGUGUACCAAACGCCACGAUCUUUCAGAGCCAUCAGAUAUCCAAAAGUAUUUUGCUGGGUCAGGGAAAUACUUCCUUAAGGGCACAUCCCUGAGUGGAACUACGGAGCCGUCCGACCAGCCCAGUAAAACCACGAAACUGUCGACUCAUCUGAAUUACUUGAGAAGGAAACAGAAGGAUGUCGGAGAUGAGAAGAGACCCUUCAGAAGGUCAUGCCUCUGUUCAAGACCUGACCACUUCCAAACCAACAGCCUUGGUCUUAAGGUAUCCUGUGGCUCGAAGGGUCCCAAGGUUCCGUAUUACAUCACCAGAGACAGGGUAGGACUGGGAAGGGACUUCGGUCCUGGAAUCGUAGGACGAGUUUGUCAUUCUACCUUGAUAAGCUCGUCGUCUGAUUGCAAGUCUAACGGCCUACAGAAAGAAUCACCUGAUGAGAUCAUCUUAAUGUUCAGCAAUGACUGUCCGAUCACGGUUGACUCAAACGAGGAACUGACAGUGGUUUCAGUAGUGUAA
Messenger RNA from Lytechinus pictus (painted urchin), 1012 nucleotides. RefSeq lists its product as uncharacterized. Bases 56 to 1012 code for a protein of 318 amino acids. NCBI's taxonomy places the organism in Eukaryota, Metazoa, Echinodermata, Echinoidea, Temnopleuroida, Toxopneustidae. The record is from RefSeq and is a predicted model, not a curated record. The transcript has 3 exons.